CGCCUGCGCCCUGGGCCGGCCGUGGGGGGCGGGAAGCGCUUCGCGGCGGCGGAGCCCAUGUCGGCCCUGAGGCGCUCGGGCUACGGCCCCAGCGACGGCCCUUCGUACGGCCGCUACUACGGGCCCGGCGGAGGCGAUGUCCCGGUGCACGUACCCCCGCCCUUAUACCCUCCUCUGCGCCCCGAGCCUCCCCAGCCUCCCGUUUCCUGGCGAGGGCGCGGGGGCGCCCCGGCCGAGACCACCUGGCCCGGGGAAGGCGCAGGUGGCGAUGCCUACUACCCCUCGGGAGGCGCCUGGGCAGAGCCGGGGAGAGCCGGGGGCGGACACCAGGAACAGCCUCCAUAUCCUGGCUAUAAUUCUAACUACUGGAAUUCUGUGCGACCGAGGGCCCCAUACCCAAGUGCAUAUCCUGUGAGACCAGAGUUACAAGGCCAGAGUUUGAAUUCUUAUACAAAUGGAGCAUAUGGCCCACCAUACCCUCCUGGUCCUGGACCAAAUACUGCCUCAUACUCUGGGGCUUAUUAUGUACCUGGCUACACUCAAAGCAAUUACUCCACGGAAGUUCCAAGCACUUACCGAUCACCUGGUAACAGCCCAACCCCAGUCUCUCGUUGGAUCUAUUCCCAGCAGGACUGUCAGACAGAAACACCUCCUCUCCGGGGUCAGGUCCCAGGAUACCCUGCUUCACAGAACCCUGCAAUGACCUUGCCCCAUUAUCCCUAUGGAGAUGGUAACCGCACUGUGCCACAGUCAGGAUCGACUGUCCGACCACAAGAUGAUGCCUGGGCUUCUGGUGCUUAUGGGAUGGGGGCUCGUUACCCCUGGCCUUCAGCUGCACCCUCAGUCGCACCUGGGAAUCUCUACAUGACAGAAAGUGCUUCAGCCUGGCCUGGCAACAGUUCUCCUCAGCCACCUCCUUCACCGCCACCCCAACAAGCUAAGGACUCCUCCUACUCCUAUAACCAGUCGGGUCAAGGCAUGAGCCGGCAUGGCUUUCCUUGCAGUGUCCAUCAGUAUGAGUCUUCGGGAGCAGCGAACAAUGAGAAUUCAGACCUUCUGGAUUCUCAAGUCCAAUACAGUGCUGAGCCUCAGCUGUAUGGUAAUGCCACCAGUGACCAUCCCAGCAAUCCAGUUCAGAGUAAUAAUCUCCCUGAAGAGUGUUUCUCUUCAGAUGAAGGCACGCCUCCAAGUAUUAAAAAAAUCAUACAUGUGCUGGAGAAGGUCCAGUAUCUUGAGCAAGAAGUCGAAGAGUUUGUAGGAAAAAAGACAGACAAAGCAUACUGGCUUCUGGAAGAAAUGCUGACGAAGGAACUCUUAGAACUGGAUUCUGUUGAAACUGGGGGCCAGGACUCCGUCCGCCAGGCCAGGAAAGAGGCCGUCUGUAAGAUCCAGGCCAUACUGGAGAAAUUAGAGAAAAAGGGAUUAUGAAAUAAUUUGGAAGGAAGGGUAAAGCCUGUUACUAAUGUGGCCAAAGAACUCUUGGAUUUGGUUAGUUACCAUCUUUUGAAAUGCCUGUUGUGACAAGAACAACACAUUCCAACUUCUGACCUAAAACCUGAAAGGAGAAAACAUGGAAGGCUGGCAGAGGACUGGAAGAGCGCGUUACUGGAUUCUGUCGGUUUUCAGAUGACUGAACAGAACAGGAAACUGGAGUUACCAGUACUGCCAAGUAGACCCACUGCUUAAGAAAUCCAUGGGCGUCUCUAGGCUGCUGCUUAUCAGCAGGAGGGAAAUAGACUUUCCGUAACAGGUUCUCAAAGCAUAUUCUGAGACAAACAGGCUGUUUUGUAAGCAUCCAGACUGUCACAUUUUUGUGCAUUGUGACUGCAUAUGCUUCAUGUGUAAAUUAUAGCUUAGACUCUUGGACCUCGGUUUCGUUCACAAAUGUAAUACUACUCUACUUCUUGGUACAUUUUGUAGUACUAUGUUUAAUAUAAUCGAAUACCGGCAGCCAGAUAGAUGGGCAGUUCUGAACAGUCACACCCUUUCCCACUGGGAUACCCUGCAGUGUGUGGUGAGCUCCGGAAGUCAGUCAUUAUCUCCUUUUUGUGUAGCAUGUUAUGUUAGAGUUCUUCCCACUUCUGCUUUUCAUAGGAACCGGGAAGGUGAGUUUGGAAAUUACAUAACCUAAGAAUGACAAUGUUUGUGGACAUUUUACUUCUUUGCUUUUUUGUUGUAUUUGGAUAAAGAUCCACUUUUAAAAUUGCUUUUUUAAGAAAAA
Molecule: messenger RNA, 2221 nt
Organism: Peromyscus maniculatus bairdii (prairie deer mouse)
Lineage: Eukaryota; Metazoa; Chordata; Mammalia; Rodentia; Cricetidae
Gene: Bag4
Product: BAG cochaperone 4
Biological process (GO): protein stabilization
Cellular component (GO): nucleus; cytosol; membrane
Molecular function (GO): adenyl-nucleotide exchange factor activity; protein-folding chaperone binding
Source: RefSeq, a predicted model, not a curated record